CGAACAUCUUCCAAUUUUAACAAGUAAAAAUUUCCAGCGUAAAAAUUAACAAUGUUCAAAAUUGUCGCGUACGUAGUUCUUCUGGUCGCUUUGUCAUCCGCCCUGCCGAUGGAGGACGAGUAUCAAAAUGGCGAAUUUAUCCAAGAAAAGUUGACCAAAUGGAAGUGUCACAAAGGCUUCAGCGGGGUCAUGACGGAGGACAUGAAGAAAGCCAUCGAAACCUGCAAGGCCAAAAAAAUUAAGGCGAAAUAUUGUUUCAAAGCCUGUUUUGCCGAGGAGAUGAAAUUCUGCAGGAACGAAACAUUGGACGAACCCAAGCUCAAAAGCCACCUUAAAGAAAUGUUCGACCAGAAUGAACCACUCUCCGCAUCGACCGAAGCCAAGUGGAUUGAAGACACCAAAAAAUGCAUUGCCGACUUUAAGAAAUCUGGGAAAAAGUUUCCAAAGGAAUUCACCGGUGAAUGUAAAGAACUCGAAGAUUUCAGCAAAUGCAUGAUGGAUUCUCGGGUAAUAAUUUUAUUUUAUUCAGAUUUUUCAUAUUUUACAGAUUUUUGUAAUUUAAUUUUUUCUCCCACUUUUCAGGAAUGCCGUUUAAAGGAUUAA
This is a messenger RNA of Folsomia candida, 603 nucleotides long. RefSeq lists its product as uncharacterized. The transcript has 4 exons. The record is from RefSeq and is a predicted model, not a curated record. The coding region runs from base 52 to 603 and encodes 183 amino acids. NCBI's taxonomy places the organism in Eukaryota, Metazoa, Arthropoda, Collembola, Entomobryomorpha, Isotomidae.